Aureobasidium musti is the source of this 3286-nucleotide messenger RNA. NCBI's taxonomy places the organism in Eukaryota, Fungi, Ascomycota, Dothideomycetes, Dothideales, Saccotheciaceae. The record is from the annotation of a GenBank genome assembly.
CAUGCGCGACUCGUUGUCUGAUCGUCUGCUCCGACGCGAGCUGCUGGACUCUGCUGGAGGUUCAAGAAAGGUGAGGUCUAUCUACGGUGACCAGAAAUGGAUUCGUGAGCUGGACAUCGUGAACGAGCUCGACGGACAUUCGGGCUGCGUAAAUGCUCUCAGUUGGUCCAAAUCAGGUCGUUUUCUGGCAAGUGGCUCAGACGAUCAGCACGUGAACAUCCACUCCUAUCAACCCGAUGAUUCGAACUCGCAGUUCAAGCUGGCUACCAGCAUCGCCACAGGCCAUCGCGCCAACAUCUUCUCUGUCAAAUUCAUGCCUCACUCAAACGACCGCACCGUCAUAUCAGCUGCUGGUGAUAGUGAGGUCCGUAUCUUUGAUCUGGAGUAUUCUGGUGCCACUACAGAGGCCUCACGCGCAUCAGCAAUGGCUUCAAGUGGCUCAAACAGGGGGAUGCGUGGCAAUGUGCAUGACGGCAUACGCCGCCUGAGUGAUGGAGAUACAAACUGCAGAGUCUACCGUUCGCACGGCGACAGAGUCAAGAGGAUCGUCACUGAAUCUUCCCCUCAUCUCUUUCUGACUUGCUCAGAAGAUGGAGAAGUGCGCCAGUGGGAUUUACGUCAACCGUCAUCCGCCUACCCUUCUCCUUCUAGUAGGUCCACAUCUGCCGUCUCUGUANNCCCCCCUCCCCUCAUCUCCUAUAAACGUUAUGACUUGGAUCUCAAUACCAUCUCUUGUUCGCCGAGUCAACCUCAUUACAUCGCCCUUGGUGGUGCCCAUCUACACUGUUUCCUUCAUGAUCGCAGAAUGCUGGGUCGCGACAAGCUUGAUGAGCGGGCUGCUUCACCUGCUCUCUCGGCUACUCAUUUAUCUGAUUUGGAUGAAGACGCUCUUGGUCAAGCCACUCGUUGCGUCCGCAAAUUUGCACCUCGAGGUCAGCGUAUCAUGGCUCAACGGGAUUCUGGACACAUCACUGCGUGUAAGAUCAGUGAUGCUUAUCCGAACGAAAUUGUAGUCAGCUGGUCUGGUGAUCACGUCUACAGCUUUGAUAUGGUGCGUAGUCCAGACGCCAGCGAAAUCUCCAGAGAACAGGUCUCGACAGCACAAUCAAACAAUCAGAGAGCAAGGGAAAGCAGCGAAAGAAAACAGAAGAAGAGGACAGCAAGUCAGCUCUCGCAUUCCCCAGGAGGCUCCUCUCGGAUACAACCACGUCAACGUACUGAAGAGUCGACCGCAUUAAGAGUGAGAUAUCACAACGGCCAAAGCGAGGAUAUUCCAAUUGCCCGUUCUACAAGCCCUGUUUCGUCCCUACGAGAGAGCGUGAUGACAGACAGACAGCGAAAGGCAUAUCGUCUUGCAAAGACAGUAGUUGAGCUUCGCAGGACGAUGUUCACCCUUGACGAGCAAACAGUCGCUCAUGUUGGCGGAGACCUCACUGGGCAUGCUGCAGAAUUCACUUCAGUGCGAAGUUUGGCUGCCACUAUCCUGCCGCAGAUGCAAGAAAUAACUCGGAUGUGGCGCUAUCCAGUGGCCCCUGUCCAGGAGGAGGUUCUGCUGCAGAGAACAUUGCGUUCCAACAGAGAGUCUGCAUGGCGCUUUGUGCAAGCCUCUGGGGUUAUUUCAAGGGCUCUUGGAGGCCGAGCGCAUACUGCUAGUCAGGCGACCUUUGACACGCCUCUCUUCACCCGCGUCGACCAUGCCCCGAACGAGGGUAGUACGCUUAGCGAUCGCGAGAGAUUCGGCUACGACUUCAUCAAAGCCAUCUUCUUGUGGCUUGAUAGUGGACCAGGAGCUUUGAUUGAUGGUUUCACCAGAUCUUCGGACGUCGCUCGAUAUGCCUCUCGCUUGCCAGUACCAAAGGAUGCCAGCGCCGAUGCAUUUGAUGAAUGUAUUGUGCCUUAUUUUCUGGCUCACUCAUCCAACUCUCCAGUUUGCAACGUCGAUGCUUCAAGGUUCGAGGUGGACGAGAAUCGGAUCAUCUAUGAGACCGAGACCGAUGCAGUCAGAGCAUUCGUUGAAGCCGUCAAGACNCCCUUUGCGGACUUAUCAUCAGAUGACCCUAUGGAAGGCACAACGGAACCCACGCAAAGACGGAGCGAUGCCUUACUGCACUGGGGCUUGAAGGUCGCGCGUGGCGUGCUCAUGAAUGCUGGUGAGGGCGUCAAUUUUGCUUUUGUAGACAGAGCAUUUGGCGGACUCGGCACAGANACUAAUGCCGCAGCUCGCGAAGAUGCGCGAUUGCGAGAAAGACAACGUCAAAUCGACACCACAGAGGAUGAUCCUACGGCGCGGUCGAUGGAAAUCGUGGAAGCUUCGCCGGAGCAAUCCUCAGAAGAAGAUGUUAUUGCUAUGAGCGAUAUCAGAGCCGCGAUGGGAGAGAGCAGCGACGAAGAUGAGGAUGAAGAUGACAGUGAUGAUGGCGAGAGUUUUGAAAUCCCACUAACGGGACAAGAAGAACAAGACGCUAAUAUUGACGAAGACGAGAACGCCGAUGCAAGUCAGGAUGAAAGCGGCCCUGAAGACGAUAGUGAUGAGGAGGAAGAGGAAGAAGAUGACUUUCCCCGUCUCAUGUAUCGCAGCGCUCUCGGAAGACGACGCAAGCGAGGCGAGGUCGAAAGGGACGUAUACUGCGCGCCUCACACCAGAGUUUAUCGAGGCCACUGCAACGUCAAGACGGUCAAAGAUGUCAAUUUCUUCGGUCUGGAUGACGAGUAUGUCGUGUCUGGCUCAGACGAUGGCAACUUNUUCGUCUGGGACCGAAAGACAGGACGACUGGUUAACAUCCUCGAGGGCGACGGAGAGGUGGUCAACGUUCUACAAGGUCACCCAUACGAGCCUAUGUUAGCUGUCAGCGGCAUCGAUCACACAAUCAAGGUGUUCUCGCCGGAUUCAAGGGCGCGAGAAGCUGCUAGGCUUGGACGCGGAGUAGAGGCGGUCGACAGCUCGACAUUCUCGUCUAUUUCCUGGAUGAGACGAAGAAGACAGAACAGACAGGCUGGAGCCACUUCAGAGCCUGCAGUAGAUGCAGGUGCUGAGGAGCGCAACGCAGCAGAUGAUGAAAACUACGUUGCACCCGGAGGACUGGCAAGUAGAAGAAGGAUGCACCUCGAGUAUCAAAUCACCUCGCAGAAUGAUGUGGAACGACAAGGGGGGAACCAGGAAACUUUCAUAACAGUAAGUAAAGUGGUUGCACCUGCCAAACAUCGAGUGCUGACAUGCGGCGACAGNAGAAGUAUGCUGGCCUCGUUGGCUCAACAUCUCAGAAGGCAAAGAGCCGAAGGAGGGGGG